AUGUCGUUGAAGUUCUCAGCUGGUUUAUGCCUGGUGUUGUUCGUGGCUUUCUCCAACUGUGCUUCUUUUUCUAAAAAAGUAAAACUUCGGUGGCCAAGGAACGGUAUGUAAAGAAAAAAGACACUUAUAAAAAAUAUAUAUUAAAACUAAACACAUUUUGUUCCACAGAAAUGUUGAUUUUUUAAAUGACGUGCCAUGCACGCUCUGAAAACAAAAAACAAAACAAAACAAAAACAAAGAUAUGACCCAGUGACGAAGCGAGAUACCAUUUUCAUGCGUUGUGUUCCACAAGUGUUUUUGCAAAAAAAAUCACUGCACGAAAAAUUUGAUUUACACCAAAUUUACUCAGUGCAAAUUUGGUGCAAAAAAGUGCAGACUAAGGUUAAAUAAAGGGCAAAGAUGGUAAAUACCGUAUUUGCCUUCAAAUUUACAACCCCAUGUAAACUGGCAAGCAAAUGCGGUAUAUACCAUCUUCGCUUUUGAUUUCCCCCUAGUUUGCACUUUUUUGCACCAUAUUUGCACCGAGUAAAUUUGUGUAAAUCCAGUUUUUCGUGCAGUGAAUGAAAAAAAAAGAACAAGAAGAAGAACAAGAGUUUUCAUUGGUGCUAGCUACACGUUAGGAGCGAGGCUCUUUGAUUAUGUGAAUAAUAUGAUGGACAAAAUUGCUGCCAUUGAAGUUGUAAGUCAAUGUAAUCUGUGUUACCACUGGUUCAGUACAGCCUUUCUAACUUCUUCUGUUUUAAGUAGUGAAGUUCAAACAGAUUCGGAUAGCCUUAUGAAAGUCACGUGAGCCGAUAUCUGUUAGCACGCCGAAAGUGUAAGCAUGUUGCAUAAGACCCGCUCAUCUUCGCUUUCGUUUAUUCAGUCAUUUUUGCUUUGAUUUUAUUUUUGUUUUAAACAGCAUUGCCAAACACUGAAAUCAGAAAUCGCCGCCAAGUUGGCUUCCUCCCUUUGUGCGGUUCAGCUCAGUUUAACACCUUCACCCAGUUAUGUUGCGAUGAAAACCUGUUGCCGAAGAUGACGCCCACUACCGUUUGCUGUGAUCAUACCACUUACGACCCACUACAUCAGAUAUGCUGUGAUGGAGCAGUGUACCAGAAAUCGCAAUAUAUUAUUCCAAAGUGCUGUGGACAAGAAGUCUAUGAUGGAAAUACCACUGGAAUCAUCUGCUGCAGUAGUAAUGUUCACACUGGCCAUGGACCCAGUCCAGCUUGUUGCGGAUCAGAUAACGCCUAUAACACUCUUACUGAGAUAUGCUGCGAUCAAAGCACCGUGUUGCCUGCGGUAGGGUACACGAGUCCAGCUUGUUGCGGAACACAAUCAUACGAUGCCGCAAGCUUCUUAUGUUGUAACAACAUGAUGAUUGUACCUAAAUCAGGGCCAAAUUCAGCCUGUUGUGGCAACUUUGUCUACGAUACCAGUACACAGAUUUGCUGUGGUGGAAUGAUUUUCAUGAAGCCAGGCAAUGCGUCGGCGUGCUGUGGAAAUAUGGCCUACGACCGGGUGACGCAGAUGUGUUGUCAAGGAGUGCCAUCUAUGAAGCCCGGCGCAAAUCCUGCUUGCUGUGGGAUAUUCGCUUAUGAUCUGACAAGCUCCAUGUGUUGCAGUGGCCAUGUAGCUCCGAGAUCACCCUCAGUAACCAUGUGCUGUGGAAUGUUUUCAUACAGCCCUCUCACUCACUUGUGCUGCAAUGGUGUUGUGGGUAUAAGAGCAGGGCUAAUGCCAUCUUGUUGUUCAACUUUCGUGUAUAAUGCAGCUACCCAUCUUUGUUGCGAUGGCAACGUUGUAAUUCCCAUGAACCCUAAUGGGUGUGGAAGUCACGCGUGA
Molecule: messenger RNA, 1827 nt
Organism: Porites evermanni
Lineage: Eukaryota; Metazoa; Cnidaria; Anthozoa; Scleractinia; Poritidae
Source: the annotation of a GenBank genome assembly